Brettanomyces bruxellensis is the source of this 1542-nucleotide messenger RNA. RefSeq lists its product as uncharacterized. Lineage: Eukaryota; Fungi; Ascomycota; Pichiomycetes; Pichiales; Pichiaceae. The transcript has a single exon. Bases 1 to 1542 code for a protein of 513 amino acids. The record is from RefSeq and is a predicted model, not a curated record.
AUGAGUGCAUUAUCUGAGAUUAAAGUUCAUGAUGUUUCUGAAACAAUGUCUGUGAUCGAAAUUCCGAAUUCUGCAAUAAGGAUUAAAACGCUGAUUCCUGGAGCGCAUAUUAGAAUGAUUGAUUUUCCCACAAAUCACUUUUUUAAAUGUUUGCUAAAUGGAUUUUUUGUUCCAGAGCAGCAUCCAUAUACUCUCGCAACAAUUGAAUCUGAUAGUGUACAAAAACUAGUCGUUAAAAGAGGUGAUUUUAAGCUUGAGAGCAAAGCCAGGUACUUAAUAACUGGUUCCUAUCUUCCACACUUGGAUUUUCUAGCUUCAACAGCAGAUGGAGGUGGGAGCAUUAAUUCAUUAGCUGUGUGUGCAGGGAUGAAAAAAUGUCUUAUUGUGGUGGGUGGUUCGGCAAUUAGUUUUGCAUUACCUAUUCUUAGAGUUCUUGGUUACAAUGGAGUUAUUGUUAAGAUCAUCUGGGUUCUUCGUAAUCAUGAAGAUUUGAAGGUUUUGAACUAUUUCAAGAAUAUAUUAGUUAAUAAUGAUAGUAUUGAUAUUUUUAUCACUGGAAAUUAUACACACUAUGAAAAGAGGCAGUUUAGAGAAAUUGUCUACGAUUUGCAUAGAAAAAGGGAAAAGGUAGAGGCCAAUAGAGAAAGACAAUAUCUUUCACCCAGUUUAUUGAAAGAAAAUAAGACCAAUCCUAAGAAAUUAUCUCCAUUGGAUAUAUCUGAAAUAGAAAAUGCGGAUAUUGUGAGGAAUUAUGGUGCUUGCAAAGUUCGAAGCCUACCAGAAAAUGCUUUUAAUGGUUUGGAAUCUGAACGUGAUCCUAAAAAAUUUUUGGGAGGGCGUAUACAUAGAAGAGGGAGUAUAAUAUCUCUUAAAGAACACACGCGAUCAGAUGAAUCAGCGGAGCAUGAUGAAAGUGCAUUUGAAAAUGUCGAUUUGGAGUUUAAUGGAAUUCCCCUGGAUACUCAGAAAAAGCAAAAUUAUUGUCAGUCAGAUCAUCAAUAUCAUCCAGACCACAUAAACCAAAAUCCGGAUAGUUUUAGUAAAGAGCCAAAUUGUUUGCCUCGGUUGGAUAAUUCAACCGAACUUAUUGGAACUUGUGAUUCAAAUAAUGAUAUUACGAAUGAUUCUAAUGACACAUCAAGAAAAGGUUCUUUAGGUUCAGAAGUAUAUGAUGAUUUGAGUAACUAUUGGAUUCUUAAAGGUCUUUCUUGCCGGAUAGAAUUUGGAAGACCAAUUUUAGGACUAUACUACUAUAAUUGGUGCUUGAGUUCAUCAUGUAUUGGGCCGAUGGUCGAUGUUUCAUCUGGAGAACUUUUAUGUUAUGAUCAAUUAAAUUCUGCUGCUGCGGAAGAAGCUGAAAACAAUUUCUACAAAAGUGCUCUGUUUCUAAAGCACAAAAGGGCUAGAUUUUGUGAUUGUGGUGGGAAGCCAGACGAUAAAAUCUGGGUUAUAUCUGCUGGUCCUAAGGGGUUGGUCAAUAAGGUCCAUUUAUGGGCUGAUGAAUGUGGAUUCCGAUUUCACGAGGAAAGUUUUAGUAUUUAA